Messenger RNA from Gavialis gangeticus (Gharial), 1073 nucleotides. It is a transcript of the gene ADM, whose product is annotated as adrenomedullin. Lineage: Eukaryota; Metazoa; Chordata; Crocodylia; Gavialidae. Gene Ontology annotation, cellular component: extracellular region. Gene Ontology annotation, biological process: regulation of systemic arterial blood pressure; positive regulation of heart rate; adenylate cyclase-activating G protein-coupled receptor signaling pathway. Bases 489 to 1073 code for a protein of 194 amino acids. The transcript has 5 exons. Gene Ontology annotation, molecular function: hormone activity; adrenomedullin receptor binding. The record is from RefSeq and is a predicted model, not a curated record.
UUUACACAUUUUUUUAUUCCCAGAGCUGUUUGGCUGUUGCAAGGGAUCGGGUCUGGCUAGCAGGCAGAGAGCGAGCGAUCCCCUGAGCCGCUGGGGCAGCCCCGCAGGUAGGCACUGGCAGCCUGCUCCUGCCCUCGCAUCCCGUCCAGACCCCUGGGCUCAGCCAAGCCUGCAGCACAUCCCCCGACCAAACGCCCACCCCCGCCCUGUCUUUGCUAAUCGUACAUUUCCCCUCGUCUUGGCUGCCCCCCCUCGAAGCCUCGCUGGGGGGGAGGGGCAGACGCGCCGCCCACUUCCCCCGCUAUAAGAGGGCGAAGCUGAGCGCCGGCCAGGCAGUGGUUCCUCCUGUGGCACGAGGGAGACUUGAGUUUUUCCUGGGCUUUCUGCAAAACCUUCCUGCACAAACAUCACUUGUGGCGUUGGGCUCCGCGGCUGCCAGCAACUUUGCUCUCUGGGAUUAUCGACACCAGCAGGUCCCGGCCGCCGCGAUGAAGCUGCUCCACGUCGCGCUGCUCUACCUGGGCUCCGCCACCUUCCUGGGGGCCGAUGCCGCCAGCCUCGACGUCGCUUCAGCCUUCAGGAGAAAGUGGGCUCGCUGGGCGCUGUCGCGGGCCAAGCGAGACGUACCGGCUGCCCCCGCCCCGGCCGGUCCGGCCGCCGUGCAGCCCUUGGUGCGGCCCGAGGACGUGAAGGAGGAGGCCGGGCUGUGGCAUCUCAGCAGCAGCAGCAGCCGGGAGGCCGCCCACGUCCGCGUGAAGCGCUACCGCCACAGCCUCGGCAGCUUCCCGCACUUCCAAGCCAUGCGCAUGGGCUGCCGCUUCGGGACGUGCACGGUGCAGCAGCUGGCGCACCAGAUCUACCAGCUCACCGACAAGGAGAAGGACGGCGCGGCGCCCGCCAGCAAGAUCAGCCCGCCAGGCUACGGUGUGAUGUUUUUACUGGAUAUGGACAUGCCUCGGGCACAGACUGACUUCAACCAUCUGAAGAGGAGUGGAGAUGCAGCAGAACAGCACCAUUUGGCUUGCAUAAUUCCUUUUGCAAAUGAAGGAAUUUGUUUUUUCCGGGAAAAGUAA